This is a messenger RNA of Ruditapes philippinarum (Manila clam), 2750 nucleotides long. RefSeq names its product FAD synthase-like. NCBI's taxonomy places the organism in Eukaryota, Metazoa, Mollusca, Bivalvia, Venerida, Veneridae. Gene Ontology annotation, biological process: FAD biosynthetic process. The transcript has 13 exons. Gene Ontology annotation, molecular function: FMN adenylyltransferase activity. The record is from RefSeq and is a predicted model, not a curated record. The coding region runs from base 102 to 1697 and encodes 531 amino acids.
GACAUUGAACUUGUAAAAUUUACCACCGGUCGAAAAUCUGAACUUGUCAAAAUUUUAGACAUUUAAAAAUAUGACAAAAUCAUGCGCAUUUAUUCGUUGACAUGUUGACAUUGUAUGGAAAACUGCAAAACUUAGCAUCAGCCAGUAGAAGAAUAACUGUCAUCAAAAAUCAUUUUUGUUCAGGAGCGCAAGCCGUGAAUAAAAUGUCUGAUUCUGAGAAAGAUGAAACUGCUAAAGAUUAUUCAGCAGGGAUCAUUGUCAUUGGUGAUGAAAUAUUGAAAGGUCAAGUGGCCGAUACAAACACACAUUUUAUGACCAAGCAUUUAUUUUCCUGGGGCGUGAAAGUUAAAAAGAUCUCUGUCGUACCUGAUGAUAUUGAUACAAUUGCUAAAGAAAUAGUUGAGUUUUCAUCCAAGUAUACAUAUGUAAUUACAUCAGGGGGCAUUGGACCAACUCACGAUGAUCUCACAUUUGAAAGUGUUGGAAAGGCAUUUGGCGAGCCAGUGGAGCCUAACCCCCAUCUUGUUGAACUGUGUAAGAAAUACUUUGGCACUGAUGAUCUGAAUUCUCCAAAGCUGAAAAUGGCUAAGGUGCCAAAAUCGGCAAAAUUAUUAUAUGGCGAGGAUGAAUCCACAGGAAGAAGGACAAAAUACCCACUAGUCAAUGUUAGAAAUACCUACCUAUUCCCUGGAGUGCCUUCAAUACUUGAACAUGCUUUUCCUUUGCUCAAAGAUCAUUUUAAGAAUCCUGAUAUAGAGAUACACACGAAGGAGAUAUAUAUUCAUCUAGAUGAGAUAUCUAUCACCCCAGUGCUUAAUGAAGCUGACUCGUUGUUCAAGAAACACGUCACUCUAGGGUCGUACCCGGACUUUAUUAACAGCUAUUACAAGGUGAAGCUAACUCUAGAGUCAGAAGACAAAGAGCAGCUAGAAUCUGCCUAUAGAUAUCUGCAGGAAAAUCUACCUGAAAAUGCUAUAGUGCAAUAUGAGAAGAAUCCAGUGCUAAAUGCUGUGGACCAGCUGUAUGGCAUAUUAAGUAAUGAGGAGUCAUCAUCAUUUACAAAUCAAGUGAAAAAUUCUGUCAAUGUAUUAGAAGAUGCAUUAGAUAAAUAUAAGUUAGAUGAGAUUUGUGUUGGUUUCAAUGGUGGGAAAGACUGUACUGUGUUGUUACAUCUAGUACAUGCUGUAGUGAAAAAGAAGUAUCCAGAUUAUGAUGGGAAGAUCAAGGCUCUGUAUAUUCGAAGUAAAUUACCAUUUCCUGAAGUGGAAAAGUUUAUACAAAUAUCUCGAGAUAGGUAUAAGUUAGAGAUGUUACAGUUUAAUGGCCGUAUAAAGGACAGUUUAGGAGAUCUACAGGCCCAGCAUCCAGAGAUAAAAGCUGUUGUUAUGGGAACAAGGGAAACUGAUCCUUAUUCUAGUCAUCUUAACGCGUUUGCAAUGACAGAUAGCGAUUGGCCACAGUUCAUGAGAAUCAAUCCAUUGUUAAACUGGUCUUAUACUGAUAUAUGGACGUUUUUAAGAUCAUUUUGUCUACCAUAUUGUAGUCUUUAUGACAGAGGGUACACAUCACUCGGCAGCAUGAACAAUACUCAUCCGAAUCCUGCGUUACAAUAUGUUGAUGAGAACGGCAUCGUAAAGUAUAAGCCGGCUUACAAACUAGAGACAGACUCGCAGGAAAGAGCCGGGCGCAAUACUUGAUGAUCGUAAAAUUCUAGGAAUAUGUUUUCAUAAAUUUGUAUUUAUAGAUUUCUUUGAAAAGGGGCUGUUUGUAAAGACCUUAGCCUACUGAAAUUUGUUAAAAGAACUUGUGAAGAUUGGAUUUCACGUCUGUGAGUUGUUAAAUUAAGGGCUUUCAAUAUUAUAAUACUAUUUUAUGUAAUGAAAUUAAUUUAAACUUUACUAAACUACUUAGUUGUUGAGCAGCCAACAGUAUGGCAUGGGUUUUUCUUUUUAUAUUACAGCCACCAUUGGCCUUCAAAUGGAUUAAACAAUAAUUUCUUACAAAAUAAACCUUACUGUUAAAAUGUUACGGUAUGUGCUAAACUCUGGAACCUUCUUUUUCAUUAGAUACAUAUGAUUAUUUUUUAUAUACACUGUUGCUGAAUUUUAUGAAUUAAUUGUUAUUUUAAUCUAGAAAAGCAAUUUAUGCAGCAUUAUGAAUUUGUUUAAAUGAUUAUAAAUGCUUCAUUUGGUUAUAUGGCUUUGCAUAAAUGGUUGUUUGUUAUAUAACUCUUGCAAGUCAGCUCUGUUUAUAUCACCUUAAAAAUCUUUGAUCCUAAGCCAUAUAACCUGUCUUAUGAAAUCUUUGCAAAUGAUCAAAACUGGCAUAUUACACAAAAAAGCCUGCUUAGCUCAAUAGGGUGAGCAUUGGAUUAGUAAUCCAAGGUUUGCUGAUUCAAUGCUCUGGCGAGCUGUAAUUUCUCAGAGACAAUUGAUCUGCGACAUUGAGUCUAAUGGUUGCUUGUCACUCGCUACUGAUUCAAAAAUUACAUGGGAUUAGUAGUAGGUUACUUGAGGAGAAAUUGGUAAUUAUUGGUAAGAUUUCCAAGAUAGCUACUUCAGUUGAUUGACCAUUGAAAUAUGACAAAUUAAGUGUUAAAAUGGGUGUAAAAAUCCAAAUAGACAAACAGACUUCAGAUCCUUGAAAUUUUAUUCCAAUCAGUUAUUAAUGACCCUUAACUUAUUUACACUUGAUUGUCUUACGAAAUUAAAUAUUUGUAUGCAAUGUGAUGGUAUAUGUCGAAUUCAUUU